This is a messenger RNA of Closterium sp. NIES-65, 1506 nucleotides long. The record is from the annotation of a GenBank genome assembly. Lineage: Eukaryota; Viridiplantae; Streptophyta; Zygnematophyceae; Desmidiales; Closteriaceae.
AUGAGUUGGAUGAAGAUAAGCAGCAGCAGCCGUCGCGCCGUACCAACCGCCCCUACCACUGCCGGGGUCGCCAUCGCCGCCGCUGCCGUGACUGGAGGAGCCGCCGCCGCCGCUGCCGGGACAGCCGCAGCCGUCGCCGCCGCUGCCGUGACUGCAGAAGCCGCCGCUGGCGUGACAGCCACAGCCGCCGCUGCCGUGAUAGCCGCAGCCGUCGCCGCCGCUCCCGUGACAGACGCCGCCGCGGUUGCCGGGGCCGCGGCCGCCGUCGUCGCCAGCACCAGGAGCCGUCGCUGCCGCCCUGUCGCGGCCCUGUCCCUGCCGGCGCGCCUCGGCUCUACCUCUGACCCACCACUUGCGGACCUCUACCCACCCGCCCUGUGCAAUAGGAAAGACGGUCUCUCACUGUUCGAUCUUACGUCUGGCGCCUCUACUGCCCCUACUGCCGAUGCUGACAACACUGUUCGCUCACAAUGGGCCACACGCGAUGCUGCUGCCCGUCUUGCUGUGCGUAGUCACCUGCCGUCCACUGAGCGCGCGCACUUUAGUCAGUACAAGAGUGCUAAGACCUUGUACGACGCUGUAGUUGCGCGCUACUCUUCCCCUGCCACUGCUGCCCUUAGUCGACUCAUGCUGCCGUACCUGUUCCCUGACCUCGCCGCCUUUCCCACAGUCGCUGACCUCAUUACGCACCUUCGCACUAGUGACACCCGCUACCGCGCUGCGCUUCCUGCUAAGUUCUGCGCCAUGAACCCCCCCCCCAUGUACAUCACCCUCUACUACAUCGUCACCCGGCUCCCUGACUCCCUUGGCUCGGUCAAGGACCACUUCCUCUCAGUUUGCCCCACCACACUCACCGUUGACCUCCUCGAGGAGCGCCUCCUGGCAGCUGAGCAGAAAAUAGUCGCUGUAGGAGCCUCUCGUGGUGAACAUCGUGCCCCCUUCUUUGAGGGGUGCUCCCCCUCCCCCCUUUUGCCCUCUGUUGCCUCUGCUACUACCGUCGACUUUGUUGCCACCGAGUCGGUCGGCGCUGCGUCUGCCCCUAGCGGAAGACUCCGCACCGGCAAGGGCAAAGGGGGCAAGGGCGCUGGAGGGGCUGGCGGGGGCGGUGGAGCGGGGUCGGGGUGCUGGUCCCUGUGCCUACGUCCUGCGUACCGGCGACCGCACUGGUCGGGGGUUGCUAUCUUUGAUCUUGAUUAUGAUGCUAUUCUUGCUGCCAUGUAUGUUGUGUCUACUAGUGAUGAGGGUGACUGUUACCUGUGUGUUCCGCCUAACCCGGGCACUGAGGCUGCUGCUCUAGGUGCUGGUGAGGCUGCUGCUCUAGGUGCUAGUGCGUCUGCUGCCCCAGGUGCUGGUGAGUCUGCUCUCUCAGGUACCACAUCGGCUCAUUCCUUACACACCUUCACCCUUGAGUCGGGUGCUUCCUGCUCCUUCUUUCAAGACCGCACCACGAUUACGCUGCUUAGUCGGCCAGUUGCAGUCUCCCUAGCGGACCCCUCUGGGGGUUGA